ACAUAUUCUGUUAAAACAGCUGUUGAGUUGCUGGUGGGUCAACAACUACUUUAAUUUUGCCUUCACUUUAAUGAAUUAAAACUCCUGAUAAAAGGCUUUAAAUAUUAAAAAGCUUAAAAGCACCCAAAACCCACCAACCACAAUGCCUUCAUACGAAUUAGCACUGGUGCUGCGUCAACUGACUCGCCCUGAGCUCAUAUCCGUAAUAAAGCGGACGGCAGAAUCCAUCCUUGAUAAAGGAGGUGUUAUCAGGAAACUGGAGAACCUGGGUACCCGUGCUCUCCCCUACAAAGUCAGUGAACAUGGAGUGGUUCACCGGGAAGGUACACACUUCACCAUCGCUUUUGAUACGGCGCCCACGAGGAUAGCAGACUUGAAAGAGGAAUUCGGUCGAGAUAUUGACAUCGUCCGUCGCUAUAUCUUUAAGGUUGAGGAACCCGAAGUGAAACCCUGCACGCUACAUGAAGAGAUGUUGCCGCCCGCUUACCGUAAGGAUGUCCAGGAGAUCGUCGCGGCAGCCCAGAAAAAGCAAAAGAAGAAGUACAAUUACAACUCUGGAUUGGACUACUAUCCCUUCCAGAAGUAAACCCCAAUAAAGCUCACUAUGUAUUUUAAAACCAA
This is a messenger RNA of Drosophila eugracilis, 621 nucleotides long. It is a transcript of the gene mRpS6, whose product is annotated as probable 28S ribosomal protein S6, mitochondrial. The transcript has 2 exons. Gene Ontology annotation, cellular component: ribosome; mitochondrial small ribosomal subunit. The record is from RefSeq and is a predicted model, not a curated record. Gene Ontology annotation, biological process: translation. Lineage: Eukaryota; Metazoa; Arthropoda; Insecta; Diptera; Drosophilidae. Gene Ontology annotation, molecular function: small ribosomal subunit rRNA binding; structural constituent of ribosome. Bases 143 to 586 code for a protein of 147 amino acids.